Otolemur garnettii (small-eared galago) is the source of this 855-nucleotide messenger RNA. It is a transcript of the gene NOL3, whose product is annotated as nucleolar protein 3. Gene Ontology annotation, biological process: negative regulation of release of cytochrome c from mitochondria; negative regulation of intrinsic apoptotic signaling pathway; negative regulation of extrinsic apoptotic signaling pathway. The transcript is spliced from 4 exons. The record is from RefSeq and is a predicted model, not a curated record. Gene Ontology annotation, cellular component: mitochondrion. NCBI's taxonomy places the organism in Eukaryota, Metazoa, Chordata, Mammalia, Primates, Galagidae. Gene Ontology annotation, molecular function: death effector domain binding; caspase binding; death receptor binding. Bases 78 to 734 code for a protein of 218 amino acids.
CAGCAGUUCCUGCAGUGGCCUCCAGGUCCUGUGCUGCGGAGCCGACUGGCCGCUGGGGGUCAAGUGCAGCCCUGACCAUGGGCAACGCGCAGGAGCGGCCGUCAGAGACAAUCGACCGCGAGCGGAAACGCCUGGUGGAGACGUUGCAGGCGGACUCGGGUCUGUUGCUGGACGCGCUGUUGGCGCGAGGCGUGCUUACCGGGCCCGAAUACGAGGCGCUGGAUGCACUGCCUGAUGCGGAGCGCAGGGUGCGCCGCCUGCUGCUGCUGGUGCAGAGCAAGGGCGAGGCCGCCUGCCAGGAGCUGCUGCGCUGCGCUCAGCAUACGGUGCGCGCGCCGGACCCCGCCUGGGACUGGCAGCACGUGGGCCCGGGCUACCGGGACCGCUACUACGACCCUCCGUGCCCUGGCCAUUGGUCUCCUGAGGCACCCGGCUCGGGAAACGCAUGCCCCGGGUUGCCCAGAGCUUCAGACCAUGACGAGGCUGGGGUCCCUGAGGGCUCUGAGGCGGUGCAAUCCGGGACCCCAGAGGAACCAGAGACAGACCUGGAAGCUGAGGCCUCUGAAGGAGCUGGGCCAGAGCCAGAGUCCUAUCUAGAUCAGGAACCGGAACUGGAGACAGAACCAGAACCCCAGAUGGAUCCGGAACCGGACGCAGAACCGGAGCUGGAGCCCGAGCCCGAGCCCGAGCUCGAGCCUGACUUUGAGGAGGGGGACGAGUCCGAAGAUUCCUGAAGACGAGAGCACUGAGACUGGCUGUUCCCUGCCCAAGGUACAUAGGAGCUGGGAUCCUGCUGGAGCUAGAUCGGAUCCCACCAAGUGUUCCUCCAACCUAGAACCUCUGGCAGUGAAUAAA